GGAGGUGCGAAGGCAAGCAUAUACACUUCUGCACUUCAAAUGGUGCUCAUUUUAUUCAGUAUGGUGAUGAUUUUUUCGAUCAGUUUAUACAGAUCUGGAGUGAGCGAAGUUCUGGAAGCCGCUUCUGCUGGUGGCCGUCUGCAGCUGCUUGAGUGGCUUUUUCCGCGCUUUGUUGUUGAUGAAUUAUCUGUGAUUCCUGGAAUGGUCGGGUUGUUUGCAGCGGCAAUAUAUAGCGCUGGUUUAAGCACAGUAUCAGCUUCAUACAGCGCUCUUGCGGCAGUUUUCAUUGAGGAUGUUAUUAAGCAAUAUCGUGCAAAAGUGCAGAAGUGUGACCCAAUGAAAGGAAGCACUGUUAUAAUGCUAGCGCGAUAUUUACGUAUGCUUUUUGCUCUUCCAUUUAUCGCGUGGAUUUCGGCAUCUCUAUUGUGA
Molecule: messenger RNA, 429 nt
Organism: Gongylonema pulchrum
Lineage: Eukaryota; Metazoa; Nematoda; Chromadorea; Rhabditida; Gongylonematidae
Source: the annotation of a GenBank genome assembly